Molecule: messenger RNA, 2098 nt
Organism: Trifolium pratense (red clover)
Lineage: Eukaryota; Viridiplantae; Streptophyta; Magnoliopsida; Fabales; Fabaceae
Product: PKS-NRPS hybrid synthetase cheA-like
Exons: 2
Coding region: 112-2091 (659 amino acids)
Biological process (GO): regulation of DNA-templated transcription
Source: RefSeq, a predicted model, not a curated record
AACUAUUAUUUCGAAGUUCGAACAGUUGGUGAGUCUGAUACUAUUCAAGACCUUUUUUUUGCACAUCGUAAAUCUAUCGAACUGUUCAAUACUUUUAGCGAUGUUUUGCUUAUGGAUUCCACAUAUAAAACCAACCGGUACAAAAUGCCAUUGUUUGAGAUUGUUGGCUGCACAUCGACUAAUAAGACAUUUGGACUUGGUUUUGCUUUUCUAAGUAAUGAAAAACAUGACAAUUUUGUUUGGGCUCUACAACAAGUGCAGCAACUUUUAGUGGACGAAAACAGUGCACCGAAGGUUAUUGUGACUGACCGGGAUGCCGCAUUGAUGAGUGCUAUUCCCGAUGUAUUUCCAAAUGCAACACCGCUAGUUUGUCGCUUUCAUGUUAAGAAAAAUGUCUCAGCUAGGUGCAGCGUGCUUUGUAAGAUCAAACAUGGUGAGGAGGAGAAGCAAGGGGACGUUGUUAAAAACAUAAUGUCUCAGUUUUACGAAGUGUUGAAUUCUCCAACCGAGGAAGCAUAUUCUGAAGCGGUCAUAAAGUUUAGAACCGUAUGCGAAAGGUGGCCUAGAUUUUAUAACUAUGUCAAAAAAACGGUUCUAGACACUGAUGAAAAGAAAGUUGUGAGCGCGUGGACAAACCGUGUAAUGCAUUUUGGUAAUACUACAACAAACCGAGCUGAGUCAUCACAUGCUGUGCUAAAAAAAUACUUGUUAGAUACAAAUGGUGAUUUUGUCAAGGUUUGGGGAGCAAUACAUGAUAUGUUGGUUAACCAACACACUGAGAUUCAAGCAACUUUUGGGAUCAGUCUGUCGUUACAAGAGCACAGAUAUGAUGAUAAUCCGAUGUACAAUUUAGUGGUUUAUAAGGUUUCAAGAACUGCAUUGGGUUACAUUCAUGAAGAAGCCAAGAGGGCUGAGGAAGUUGGCAUGGAUAGCAAAAAGUGUGGUUGUGUGUUACAACGCACCCAUGGAUUGCCGUGUGCUUGUGUUCUUGCUAAAAAAAUUCGCCACAACCGACCUAUUAGGCUGGAUGAGAUUAACAACCAUUGGAAGAAGUUGGUUUUCAAUGACCGGGAGGAUGUUGAACAACAAGUUGAUGACUAUUCUUGCUUGGCGGAGUGGAACGCUAUUCAGGAGCGUUUGAGAACAGUCGAUGUCCCCAUGAAAAUACAAAUUAGAGAACAGCUGCGACAGAUUGCAUUCCCACAGUCUACGUCAUUGAAACCUCCGGUUGUGGUUGGAAAGAAUAAAGGGGUAAAAAGAAAGGGUGCUUGCGGGGAAAGUUCGAUGACUCGGUCUCCUUCCUAUUGGGAGCAUGUGGAGGUGCAAUUUCCGCCUAGCCAAUCAUCACAAGCAACACCAUCGUCUUCCAAACAAAAGGGUGCACGUACCGGUAAAGUUAAUCCAAUCGAAGAUCGACAUAUUCCAUUUCUUGAUGCAAUGCCAUUGUUCAUGCAUUCGCAUAUUGAGGAUAUAGUUGAUGUCGAUGGUGAUGGUUUCUGCGGAUUUCGUGUUAUUGCUUUGGAUACUCGCAACAAUCAAGCUGAUUAUGAGCUAAUUAGACUAAACUUGCAAAAGGAGCUAAGUAAGCACAAAGACGAAUAUUUGACGAUAUUUGGUUCUAUGGAGCGUUAUCAAUAUCUAUAUGACGCUUUCUUUCCACCGACGAGAAGGUCUAGUCGGCGCAUGGCACCUAGAGAAAAGUGGCUAACGUUUCCAGACAUGGGGCACAUCAUUGCCUCAUACUUCAACAAGGUAGUAGUGUUGCUGACUAAGAGUGAAAGGUCUGGAGCUAGUGAAACUUUUUUUCCAUUGCGAGGCACUCCUCCACAAGACCCGGAUUCUAAGAUUUUAUGUAUCGGAGGGGUUCCAGAUCAUUUUGUAUAUGUUAAGUUGAAGCAACAUUGUCCAUUACCUCCGACCUGUAAGACGUGGACUAAGUAUUGUACGCAGGAAGCUUCUUCGUGGCAGAGUAGUUUCGUGGAUAGACAAGCGGAUUUCGUGGCAUUGAUGGAUAAUGAAAAAGGCGCUGUUGUUCCGAGACGUAAACUUCAAAAGGGAGACUCUAAAGAAUGUCCAAUCGAUUGCUUGUAGUUUAUGU